Messenger RNA from Orycteropus afer afer, 1038 nucleotides. The record is from RefSeq and is a predicted model, not a curated record. Lineage: Eukaryota; Metazoa; Chordata; Mammalia; Tubulidentata; Orycteropodidae.
AUGACUGAUGGAGAAAAGUUUGCCAGUGAAGAUAUCAUGCUGCAAUUAAUGAAGAAAAAGAGCUGGUCCUUCAUGUUGGGAGAAUUCUCAAAAUUGUAUGGCAGUAAAGAGCAAUCUCCCAACCAGGGGAAACAGUUGAGACAUAUGCAAAGUCACAGUGGGGAGAGACCUUAUGAAUGUAAGGAAUGUGGGAGAGGUUUUAGUCAUGCCUCAUUUCUCGCUGUCCAUGUAAGAACUCACACAGGAGAGAGGCCUUAUGAAUGUAAGGAAUGUGGGAAAGCCUUUAGGCAUUCCUCAUCCCUCACUACACAUACGCGCACUCACAGUGGAGUGAGGCCCUAUAUAUGUAAGGAAUGUGGGAAAGCCUUUAGUUUUUCAUCAUCCCUUACUAUACAUAGAAGAAUUCACAGUGGAGAGAGGCCUUAUGUAUGUAGGGAAUGUGGGAAAGGUUUUAGUUGUUCAUCAUCCCUUACUGCACAUAGCAGAAUUCACAGUGGAGAGAGGCGUUACAUAUGUAAGGAAUGUGGCAAAGCUUUUAGUUGUUCAUCAUCCCUUACUGCACAUAGCAGAAUUCACAGUGGAGAGAGGCGUCACGUAUGUAAGGAAUGUGGGAAAGCCUUUAGUUGUUCAUCAUCCCUUACUGUACAUAAAAGAAUUCACAGUGGAGAGAGGCCUUAUGUAUGUAAGGAAUGUGGGAAAGCCUUUCGUAAUUCCUCAUCCCUUAGUGAACACAGAGGAACUCACAGUGGACAGAGGCCUUAUGAAUGUAAGGAAUGUGGGAAAGGGUUUAGUCGUCCCUCACAUCUUACUAUACAUACGCGAAGUCACACUGGGGAGAGACCUUAUGCAUGUAAGGAAUGUGGGAAAGAUUUUAUUCGUGCCUCACUUCUCACUGUCCAUGUAAGAACUCACAGAGGAGAGAGGCCCUAUGAAUGUAAGCAAUGUGGGAAAGCCUUUAGUCAUGCCUCAUCCCUCUCAGUGCAUAGAAAGACUCACAGUGAUGUGAACUGCCUUAUGGAAAGUGAAUUUGUUCUGUGA